AUGUGCACGUUAGAGAAGCGCGGCAACCUUUUUAUCCUAACCUUAACCGGCGACAACAAAGAUGAGCAUCGCUUAAAUCCGGAUCUCAUAUCAUCGAUCCGCUCCGCUUUGGCUGAAGCCAAGUCACAAGCCGUCGCCGGUUCCGUUCUUAUCACGGUGGCUCAAGGGAGAUUCUUCUCCAAUGGAUUUGACUUAAGGCACGCUCAAUCCGUCGGCGCUAAAUCCGGAUCGAUUCAAGCAUCCCUGGAUGAAGUAGUCCGGAUGGUCAACCUCUUCAAGGGCGUUGUCUCCGAUUUUCUAACCUUACCCAUGCCCACAGUCGCCGCCGUCGGCGGUCACGCCGCUGCUGCCGGAUUGAUGCUAGCCAUGAGCCACGACUAUAUCACCAUGACUUCAUCAAGGAGUGUGAUGUACAUGAGUGAGCUGGACAUAGGGAUGACCUUGCCCGAUUACUUCACGGCUCUAAUACGAGCCAAGAUCGGAUCGGCUUCAGCACGGCGCAAUUUGAUGUUAAGGGCUGCAAAAGUGAAGGCUGAUGAGGCAGUAAAAAUGGGGAUCGUAGACUCGGCGUACGCCAGCCCUGAAGAGGCGGUGGAGGCUGCAAUGCGCAUAUGUGAUGAUUUGGCUAAAAAGAAAUGGGAUGGUAAGGUUUAUGCAGAAAUAAGAAAGGCUUCAUAUCCAGAGCUAUGUGGGCUUUUGGGAUUGAAAGAUAAGGCGAUUUUACCUUCAAAGCUUUGA
Fraxinus pennsylvanica is the source of this 738-nucleotide messenger RNA. Lineage: Eukaryota; Viridiplantae; Streptophyta; Magnoliopsida; Lamiales; Oleaceae. The record is from the annotation of a GenBank genome assembly.